Owenia fusiformis is the source of this 1853-nucleotide messenger RNA. The record is from the annotation of a GenBank genome assembly. Lineage: Eukaryota; Metazoa; Annelida; Polychaeta; Sabellida; Oweniidae.
UGAAGAUUAACUUCCGGUUUGGAAAGUGUUUUCAAUCACAUUUUCUUAUUUUACAACCUCAGUCGAUAUAGUGUUGUAGUAUAAUAAGCCUACACUACCCCUACAGUAAUAUCCUACAUCAUGGCAAUGUUAGAGUUGGAUCCAAUAUUUGUGAAGGCAUUGCGAUUGCUGCAUUCACGGAAGAAAGAAUCAGCUGCCGAGUUAAAGCAAAUGGCGGAAGAACUUAGUGCUCAAAAGAGAAAAGAACGGGGAUUGAGUAGCAGGCCUGUCAAUAAAGUAGAUUCUGAAAGGCAGAAGAAGGAAAUUGAGAAAGAGAAAAUAGAAAAGCUAAAACAGGACCUUGCUGAGUUUUCUGACCUCACGGCUGAGCCCUCUCCUAAAAAAGCUCGUUAUGACUCGCCAAAAUCCCAGUCACCAGAUCGGGAAAAACCUAAGGAAAAGAGUAAAGACCGCGAUCAGGAUCGAUACAAAGAGAAAGAAAAACAACGCCAGAAGGAACGGGAAAAAGAGGAGGCAAGGAUAAAAGCGAAGGAAGAGGCUGCAAAGCUAGAGGAGGAAAAAUUGAAGGAUAUGACUCGUUACGAUUCAUCUACUGAAGAUGAUGAUGAUGACGUCAUGAUGACAUCCCUCGCUGUUGCAGAUUUUGCUGCAGAUAUGGGGAUUUCCUGUAUUGUUUGCAAGAAGUUUGAUACGCGGGCAGGUAAUCAGCUGGUUGAGUGUCAAGAAUGUCAUGGACUUUAUCAUCAGACAUGCCACAAGCCUGCCAUUACAGAGGAUGUCAACGACCCAAGGUUUGUCUGGUACUGCCACAAGUGUUCCAAGAAUAUGAAGAAAAUUGUGGCUAAACCAACUAAACACAAGUCGAGCCCAACCCCAUUUGUGCGUGAGAGCAAGGAGGUAAAACCUAGUAAAACUGAAGCAGCCCCUGGCCCCAUGCUUCAGCCAUUCAAACGUGUUGAGCCAAAGAGUUCUUCAUCUUCUAAGGAAUCUCCUACUGGGUCAAAUACAAAACCUGGACUUGGCCUUGCUGGAUUUGCAGCCAAUCUCAGUGGGAAGUCUAGUGGAAAAUCUGAAUCUUCCAAGCUUUCCUUAUCCGGAUCUGGCAAAGGACUUUCGCAGCUUGCUGAAAAAUCCAAAUUGUCAAAAUCUGGAAGCAGCGGAAGUAGUUUAUCUAAAUCAGGAAAUAGUAGUGGCAGUUUGUCAAAAUCUGGAAAUAGUAGUAGUUUGUCAAAAUCUGGUAGUAGCAGCAGUAGUAGUAGUGGCUCAAAAUCUGGAUCUAGCGGGAGUAGUUCAUCAAAAUCUGGAUAUAGCAGUAGUAGUGGCUCAAAAUCUGGAUCUAGCGGGAGUAGUUCAUCAAAAUCUGGAAGUAGCAGUAGUGGUUUAUCCAAACACAGUAGUAGUAGUAGCUCAUCAUCAAAAUCUAGUAGCUCAAGUUCUAGCUCUUCAAAAACAGGAAGUAGCUCGAGCUUGUCUAAAAGUGGGAGUGGAAGUACAAGUGGAGGUGGAACAACAUCAUCAUUGUCAGCUGAUAAACGGCUACAAAUUAUGAAGAAAAAAGCAGCUUCCAAAUAUAAAUAGUGAACUGAAUUUCUGUGAUGCAAAGUAUUAGCCUUUGUUGAACAGUGAAACUUUCAUUUUGACAAUUUAAAACUGAAAGUAUCGAUAAUGAUACUGCCUCUUCUGUAAAUAAAUUACUGCAUUUAAAUGUGUUUUUUAACAGUAACAGCAGUAAAAGCUAUCUUGUGGAAUACAUUUUUAGGUGGAACAGUUUUCCUGUGACACUGACUAAAUGUUAAAUAAACCUCUGUAGUGGAACACCACCUAAAUGGGACACUUUUCAUUGGCAUUCCACU